AGAUAGCGCCGAUGCUUAAGUGGAGCUAUGUAGGAUAACAUUGAGAAUUGACUUAUAAGAAGAUCAUUUUGGUGUACAAUGGGACCAAUUGUGUUUGUCCUUGCCCUUCUCCUCGGGUCUGCAAAGGGAGACUACCCAUGUCUUUGCUCUUACCAGGUGGAGGCGGCAAUUCACGCGACACCAGACGAGAGUUCGACUGUGGACGGGUAUAUGUACGAAUUCGACUGUAAACCGUUCUAUGACCUACCAGGAAUCGACCCGAAGUUUGCAGUCAUUGGAAACGAAAACAAGUACGGCUACAUCGUGAAGAACACUGACAUACAGAUACAAACAUGCCAGGGAAACAUUCCAGCAAUACAUCUAGUAAAGACGACAACAGCAGCAAUACCAAUAACACCAACGACAACAAUGUCAACAACGCUACUACCAACAACGAAAACAACAACGCCACUACCAACAACGAAAACAACAACGCCACAACCAACAACGCCACAACCAACAAAACCAACAACGCCACAACCAACAACGCCAACAACACAAUCCACAGCCCCGAUUGUGUCUACCAAGACCACCGGUAGUCACUCGACCAAGCCACACACAAGUCAACAAACAACCCCGACAACAGCGAAAACAACACAACAAACAAUAACAACAACAAGACGAACGACGAUCACAACACAAGCUCCAACAACUACAAAGACAACGACACCAAGACCGACAACAAGACCCCCAACAACAACCACAAUGCUAACAACAUCCACUCGGCGUACUACUACUGCAGCUAUGUCAUCGAUGGGGAAAUGCCUGGUGCGACUUGGCCAUCCCGACCCUACGCACGUCUCCACCGACGGAGUGUACUGCUACCAGUUCAUAGACACCAAACAGUCCUGGAUGCACGCCAAACAAGACUGUGCAAGAAGGAACGGCCAUUUGUUGUCAAUUGAUAGUCAGAGCAAAAACGACUUCACGUACAAGAUGCUAACGAAAAUUCCAUACGUUCAACCAGUUUGGAUCGGACUAAAUGACCGGACCUCGGAGGAGAAGUGGCAAUGGGACUCCGGUAUCCCUGCUACAUACUUUAACUGGAUGCCGGUCCGUUUCAUCGACCAGUACCACAGCACGGAAGAUUGUGGAGUGUUCGUCCAUGCACGUCAAGGCCAAUGGGACGAUAUGGACUGUGACGGAAUAUCUUACGACAUAGUCCUGGCCUUCCCAUACAUUUGUCAAUUCCGUCUGUAGAGGAAUUUCUUGCCAUGACUUGUACACAAUCAUCAAUAAAUCGAUGAAAGAAA
This is a messenger RNA of Mya arenaria, 1292 nucleotides long. RefSeq names its product brevican core protein-like. NCBI's taxonomy places the organism in Eukaryota, Metazoa, Mollusca, Bivalvia, Myida, Myidae. The transcript has 9 exons. Bases 79 to 1239 code for a protein of 386 amino acids. The record is from RefSeq and is a predicted model, not a curated record.